CGUGGCUAAUGCUACUUUCACUUUGACAACGUUAUCUCGCGUUCGUCUGUUCAAUUAAACAGAUUGCUAAUGACGAAUUAUAAGCAGAAGCUUUUAAUUACUGGUGGUUUACUUGUAACGUAGAAUGCAAUGCAGUCAAACUGCAUACGAUUUGUAUCUCAUUGUGUUCGUAAGGCAGCCUCGCGUUUGAUCCCGAACAGAAUAAACACAUGUUCUCGGAAAAUGGCUAGUACAGACGUGUCCGUGGUGAUGCCUGUGUACAAUGGUGACCAGUGGUUGGCAGAAUCCCUACAGUCUGUGUGUGACCAGGAGUUUCAGGGCAGUCUGGAGAUGUCUGUCUACAAUGAUGCCAGCACAGAUAAGUCCAUGGAACUCAUAAAGGAAUGGGCUGUCAUCCUCAGGACCAAAGAUAUCAAAGUCACAAUCACAGAAAACACUUCACAAUCUCCAAGGGGAGUAGGUUUUGCCAAGAAUCAAGCAGUACAAGCAAGCUCUGGCCGAUUCCUUUGCUUCCUGGAUGCUGAUGAUGUAAUGCAUAAGGACCGAGUGGCCCGUCAGUUCCAGGCAGCACUCAGUCACCCCAAAAGUAUAGUGGGAUCCAAGUUUCAUCGUUUACCUGAGGGUUCCACACAGCGUUACACUAAGUGGGCCAACACAAUAUCUCAGAAUCAACUGUACACUCAGAUGUAUACCUCCCAUGGACCCACAGUUCUGAUGCCUACUUGGUUCUGCUCCAGAGAUGUGUACAAUAAAGUCGGGGGCUUUGACGAGGGAGGACAGGGAGUGCCUGAAGACCUGAUAUUUUUCUACCGUCACCUUGAGUUUGGUGGUGGACUUUUUCGUGUUGAUGAGGAUCUUGUUAUGUACAGAUACCAUCCACAGGCCACAACCUUCUCUAUCCACACAGACACAAUCUGGGAGCACCGCAUUGCGGCAAUCCAGGACCAGGUCCUCAGUAAAUGGUCCUCAUUUACCAUCUGGAAUGCUGGCAAGCAAGGCCGCAAAUUGUACCGCAGCUUAUCCAGGGAAAACCAGAAAAAGGUGGCAAUGUUCUGUGAUGUUGAUGAGAAGAAGUUGAAAAGAGGAGUUUAUAUCUUUGAGGAAUCAAAGGAGAAACCAAAGCCAACUGUUCCCAUUGUGCACUUUAGCAAGGCUACAAAGCCCAUUCUCAUCUGCGUAAAAUUGGACAUGACUGAAGGUAAGCUGGAGGAAAAUAUCAAAACUCUCAACCUGAUAGAAGGGGUAGACUUCUUCCACUUCAACUGAGAUUUCUGAACAGUGGAGAAAUCUUUUAACUGUUUCCAACAGUGGAGAAAUCUUUUAACUGAUGAUAACUUCAAACAGGGGAGAAAUUAAGAACAUCACAAGUUGACACAACAUGGGUUAUAGAGCCUAGAGAUUUAAUGAUGAAGAACAUCACAAUAAAUGGGUCAUGGAACCGACAGACUGGCCCGCUUACAUCACAAUAAAUAGCUCAUGGAACUGUGACAGACUGGCCCCUUACAUCACAAUAAAUGGGUCAUGGAACUGUGACAGACUGGCCCCUUACAUCACAAUAAAUGGGUCAUGGAACUGUGUCAGACUGGCUCGCUUACAUCACAAUGAAUGGUUUAUGGAACUGUGACAGACCGGCCUGCUUACAUCACAAUAAAUGGUUCAUGGAACUGCGACAGACUGGCCCGCUUACAUCACAAUAAAUGGUUCAUAGAACUGUGACAGACCGGCCCGCUUACAUCACAAUAAAUGAUUCAUGGAACUGCGACAGACUGGCCCCUUACAUCACAAUAAAUGGCUCAUGGAACUGUGACAGACUGGCCCCUUACAUCACAAUAAAUGGUUCAUGGAACUGUGACAGACUGGCCCGCUUACAUCGCAAUAAAUGGCUCAUGGAACUGUGACAGACUGGCCUGCUUACAUCACAAUAAAUGGUUCAUGGAACUGUGACAGACCGGCCCGCUUACAUCAUAAUACAUGGCUCAUGGAACUGUGACAAACCGGCCCGCUUACAUCACAAUAAAUGGCUCAUGGAACUGUGACAGACCGGCCCGCUUACAUCACAAUAAAUUGCUCAUGGAACUGUGACAGACUGGCCCCUUACAUCACAAUAAAUGGCUCAUGGAACUGACAGACCGGCCCGCUUACAUCACAAUAAAUGGCUCGUGGAACUGUGACAAACUGGCCCGCUUACAUCACAAUAAAUUGCUCGUGGAACUGUGACAGACUGCCCCGCUUACAUCACAAUAAAUGGCUCGUGGAACUGUGACAGACUGGCCCGCUUACAUCACAAUAAAUGGCUCGUGGAACUGUGACAGACUGCCCCGCUUACAUCACAAUAAAUGGCUCAUGGAACUGUGACAGACUGGCCCGCUUACAUCACAAUAAAUUGCUCAUUGAACUGUGACAGACUGCCCUGCUUACAUCACAAUAAAUUGCUCAUUGAACUGUGACAGACCGGCCCCGCUUACAUCACAAUAAAUUGCUCAUGGAACUGUGACAGACUGCCCCGCUUACAUCACAAUAAAUGGCUCGUGGAACUGUGACAGACUGGCCCGCUUACAUCACAAUAAAUUGCUCGUGGAACUGUGACAGACUGCCCCGCUUACAUCACAAUAAAUGGCUCAUGGAACUGUGACAGACUGGCCCGCUUACAUCACAAUAAAUUGCUCAUUGAACUGUGACAGACUGCCCUGCUUACAUCACAAUAAAUUGCUCAUGGAACUGUGACAGACUGCCCCGCUUACAUCACAAUAAAUUGCUCAUGGAACUGUGACAGACUGGCCCCCUUACAUCACAAUAAAUGGGUCAUUGAACUGUGACAGACUGGCCCCUUACAUCACAAUAAAUGGCUCAUUGAACUGUGACAGACCGGCCCGCUUACAUCACAAUAAAUGAGUCAUUGAACUGUGACAGACCGGCCCGCUUACAUCACAAUAAAUGGCUCAUUGAACUGUGACAGACUGGCCCCUUACAUCACAAUAAAUGGCUCAUGGAACUGACAGACCGGCCUGCUUACAUCACAAUAAAUGGCUCGUGGAACUGUGACAAACUGGCCCGCUUACAUCACAAUAAAUUGCUCAUGGAACUGACAGACCGGCCCGCUUACAUCACAAUAAAUGGCUCAUGGAACUGUGACAGACUGGCCCCCUUACAUUACAAUAAAUGGUUCAUGGAACCAACAGGCUGGCCUGUAUAGAUCACAAUUAGUGGCUCAUGAAAAUGUAAGAUUGGACCAUGUACAUCACAAUGCACGGAUAAUUGAAUUGACUUCUAUAUCAGCCACCGUCUUCUGUCAAACCUUCACCAUCUGAUAGAGUGAAACAAAGGGAAGUAACUGAUAGAUCAAUAGUAUAUUAUGUACAUCACGAUAAGCGUUGUGGUAUGAAAGUCUCUCGAGUAGAAAGUAUAUUUUGUCUACCCAGAAUAAUUAAGUGGUGUAUAUUUCGUCUACCCAGAAUAAGGGGUGUGUUUCACGAACGUUUUAAUAAACAGUCUAAUUGUGAAAUAAUGUGACUCUGGAUCUGUUACUUGAUACACAAUGGUCUCACUGCAUCAACAGUGGCACAAUAGCCAAAUAGUGUCAACUCGUAUGUGUGGAAGGUUUGUGUGCUUUGGUAGUUCCUUCACGAUCAGUACCAGUAUCAAAUUAAAUGAUUUCAUAGAAAUUGAAGGUUAGUUUAAAUAUACUUAAAACUAUGUCACUUUCAAAUUUUAUGUCAUUUCUAUGAAAAUCCAUUUAAUUAUUUAUUAGGUCACACCGAUGUGAAGUUAUGUGAGAGAAAUAAAUUCCCAAGAGUAGAUGAUGCUGAACAGAAUGAUCACAAUGGUGUGAUUACUAAUGGGAUCAUUUAGGCUGGAAACUUGGGUAUAGCACUCGUGCUUGCUCAUAACCAGUGAGCUAAAAUCAACAUGCCUAAUUAGAUAGAGAAAUAAAAAUCCCAAACACCUG
Messenger RNA from Pecten maximus, 3946 nucleotides. Its product is annotated as UDP-GlcNAc:betaGal beta-1,3-N-acetylglucosaminyltransferase-like protein 1. The transcript has 12 exons. The record is from RefSeq and is a predicted model, not a curated record. The coding region runs from base 130 to 1266 and encodes 378 amino acids. Lineage: Eukaryota; Metazoa; Mollusca; Bivalvia; Pectinida; Pectinidae.